AUGCUACAAAAACUCCUGUGGUUAACCGGACACCUCAUUUCGGGGGCGGCGGAGCAGGGAUCACGGCCCGGAGGGGGGCAGGGCGCGGGCCAAUUUAGGGAGGCGGAAAUGACAAUCGCCGGUGGGGGUGGAGCAGGAGUGGAGCACCGGUUGCAGGGGAAGGGUUGGCGGCGCUGCUUGUUGGAAUUGGGUUGGGGCGGGGGUAACCGGCGGCGGUGCAACGCCUUUUGCGGGCGGUGGGUUCCUGUUCCCGUUGGGGGGUGGAGCGGCAACCGUGCCAACGGGGGGGGCGGGUUGACGGAAGCUUUCGGGGGCGGUUGCGCAAGCGGGGGGGAGGAAGUGGGCUUGGGUGGGGGGGAUCCCUUCAGGGGGAGAGUUCUGGUCGGGGUUGUGACUAGUGGAGGAGCGGACGGCUUGUUUGGAGGAGCGGGGCUAGAAAGAAUCGCCGGGGGGGGUGGGUUGGAGGCCUUUGCCGGAGGCGGAACGCCUGUAAGGAAUCAAGACCCUGAGCAAGAAGCCCACAUGGACACGACUUUGCUGUUCAGUCUGGAGUAA
Messenger RNA from Klebsormidium nitens, 555 nucleotides. The record is from the annotation of a GenBank genome assembly. Lineage: Eukaryota; Viridiplantae; Streptophyta; Klebsormidiophyceae; Klebsormidiales; Klebsormidiaceae.